Messenger RNA from Plodia interpunctella (Indianmeal moth), 1961 nucleotides. Its product is annotated as dynein intermediate chain 3, ciliary-like. Gene Ontology annotation, molecular function: dynein heavy chain binding; dynein light chain binding. Gene Ontology annotation, cellular component: outer dynein arm. Bases 97 to 1848 code for a protein of 583 amino acids. Gene Ontology annotation, biological process: cilium movement; outer dynein arm assembly. NCBI's taxonomy places the organism in Eukaryota, Metazoa, Arthropoda, Insecta, Lepidoptera, Pyralidae. The transcript has a single exon. The record is from RefSeq and is a predicted model, not a curated record.
AUGAUUUGAUUAUACUUACUAUAUUAUUUUCAUAAUAUUUCACAUUUCAUAAAAGAAACAGUUGUGAACAUAAAUUAGCACUACUUUUACACAAAAAUGUCGUUGACAUAUACUUAUUUUAAAAUGCGUAAAGGUUUUGGAAGGCAACCUAUGUUUUGUAUGGUAAAGCCUGAAAUGGUGGAUAAUAUAAUGCCUGAUGAAGCUGAACAAAAAAAAUACUGUUUAAGAAACCCUGUAAAUCAAGAAUCGCAAGCAGUCCUCUCACAAUCGCAACAAGAAAUUAACACGACAAGAGUAGUAUUGACAGACACUGGAAUAAAUCAUCUAGAAGGAGGCUGGCCAAAAGAUAUUCAUUUUGAUGAUGAAGAAACAACAUCUCGAUAUCGCCGUCGUAUUGAAAGAGAUGAAUCAUAUGUCGAUGCUAUUAUGCAUCUAACUCCUAAAUUUGAACAUUAUAUAGAUCAGAAUAAUGCUAUAAAUAUGUAUGAUCUAUUUUAUAAGAAUAUGCCUUCAGAAGAUCCUGUAGAAAAACCUAUUAUACGUAUUAAUAAUGUAUUCAGAGAUCGACAGUGUCGACCAACAUCAAGUAUUGGAUGGACAUGUGAAGAAGAUUCCAAACUUGUGGUCUCUUAUUGCGACAAGGUGUUUCCUAUAAAUACUCCUUCACGAAAUACUGAUUUGGUAGGAUAUUUGUGGAAUGUAGAACUUCCUAGUAGUCCAGUAGAUGAAUUUUUACCACCUGUAGCUUGUUGGCAAGUUGUUUGUUCUCCAGUUUCAGCGCCAAUAUUAUUGGGAGGCUUAGAAGAUGGUAGAGUAUGCAUAUUUGAUCUUCGAUCGGGAAAUUCACCUCAAGAUAUUAGUCCUGAGCAUAUUGCACAUAGAGAUCCUGUAUCUGCGUUAUUAUAUAUAAAUUCUCGUUUGAAUAAUGAAUUUUUUUCUGCGUCUACUGAUGGUGUGUGUAUGUGGUGGGAUGUACGAAAUAUAUCCAAACCAACUGAAGCAAUGAUAAUGUCUGUUUUUAGUCCGAUCGUCAAUGAAUAUGACUUAGCAAAUGCCCAACCUAUUACCACGUUGCAGUUCGACAAAGCAUUCCCUACGAGAUUUUUAUGUGGUACAGACACUGGUCUUGUUGUAAACGUAAACCGUAAAGGGAAAAGUCAUAAUGAAGUUAUGAGUGCCGUUUUUAAAGCUCACUAUGGUCCAGUCAAAGCUCUUCACCGAAAUCCAUCAAUUUCGAAAAUGUUCAUAACUUGCGGAGAUUGGAGGGUGAAUGUCUGGAGUGAUGAAAUAAUUUCAACUCCAAUAAUUCCUGGGCAACCCCAAAAAUACCAAAUAAAUGACGUGAUUUGGGCACCACAUAGAGCUUCUAGCUAUAUGUCGGUCAGCGCCGAUGGAAGGCUAAGAUAUUGGGAUUUCCUGCGUAAAUAUCGUGAACCGAUUGUGAUUUCACGAUUAUCUCAACAUCCUUUGCUUAAAAUCAAAGCUCAUGAUAACGGUCAAAUGAUAGCUGUUGGAGAUAAGAAGGGUGUAAUGUAUCUUGUGCAACUCUCUGAUAUUUUAGUUUAUUCUGGUAACAAAGAUAAACCGAGAAUGAUCCAAACAUAUGAGCGAGAAACGAGAAGAGAGCACUUAUUAGAAACAAAAAUAAAAGAAAUUCGUUUAAAGUUAACGAAGACAGAGGACGUUGGUGUAGAAGCACCUCCAAUUGAUGAAAUUACUGAAGAUUUUACUUCCGUUGAAUCGGAAUAUAAAAGAAUCGUCGAUGAAGAAGUGCGUAAUAUGGGACCCGGGCGUACGUUGUCGUCAUCGCAACUUGAGAAGGUGAAGCAAGAAGUAAGGAAGCGUUAAUAUAUUUUUAUUUAUUGUCUAUUUUAAAUUUAUUUUCUUUACUACUACAAGUAAGGUACAUGUUUUUUUUUCAAUAAUAUUAUUAAGGGACUAUUUAGGUUAAUUUUCUUAUU